Messenger RNA from Grammomys surdaster, 1354 nucleotides. RefSeq names its product HLA class II histocompatibility antigen, DP beta 1 chain-like. Gene Ontology annotation, cellular component: membrane; MHC class II protein complex. Gene Ontology annotation, molecular function: MHC class II protein complex binding. NCBI's taxonomy places the organism in Eukaryota, Metazoa, Chordata, Mammalia, Rodentia, Muridae. Gene Ontology annotation, biological process: positive regulation of T cell activation; antigen processing and presentation of exogenous peptide antigen via MHC class II; peptide antigen assembly with MHC class II protein complex. Bases 369 to 1145 code for a protein of 258 amino acids. The record is from RefSeq and is a predicted model, not a curated record. The transcript is spliced from 6 exons.
AAGCAGUGCGGGACAUCCAGUCAGUGUUUCCUCUGUUGGCGGUCGACGGGAGUGGGCCAGUCCGUUCCCUGUUGGGUGAUGCCCUGUGGUCCUGUCUCUCAUGAACCCCUCCCCAUUUCUAUCCAGCUUCUGAUGACAUCUCAUCUGUAUCACGCACUAAGUUGUCAGUCCUCUCACAUCAUCUGCCCACAGUGACUGAUGACUCAUAGGAAGCUCAAGUUUCAUUGGUUCUUUCCUCAGCCUCUGUCCAAUGGGCUCAUAGCAGACAAUUUUAGUCAUAGGCUCUGCUGUUCAACCAGGAGCUCAACUUGAGGAGUCCAACAUCUCCUGGCCACCGGUUUCCUCACUUCACCCGCCCUUCCAGCUCCAUGAUGGUCCCAUGGGUUCCUAUGGUCCCCUGGACAGCAGCUCUGAUGAUGUUGCUGAGUAGAGAGACCCAGGGUGGAGCCCUUCCAGAGAACCACCUGCUGCGCGCGCUGCAUGAGUGCUACGCGGAGCAGAACGGGACGCAGCGCUUCAUCAUGAGAUGCAUCUUCAACCGCGAGGAGUUCAUGCGCUUCGACAGCGCGGUGGGCGAGUUCCGCGCGCUCACCCCCAUGGGGCGACCGUGGGCCGAGUCCUGGAACAAGCAGAAGGACUACAUGGAGCGGCGGAGGUCCGAGGUGGACACGGUGUGCAGACACAACUACGAGCUGAACCAGCGCUUCACGGCGAAACGGAGAGUCCAGCCUAAGGUACAUGUGUCACCCUCCAAGAAGGUCACCCUGAAGCACCAUAACCUGCUGGUCUGCCACGUGACAGAUUUCUACCCAGACAGCAUUCAAGUCCGCUGGUUCCAGAACAGCCAGGAGAGAACUGAUGGGGUCCUGUCCACCAACCUGAUCCGAAACGGGGACUGGACCUUCCAGGUUCUGGUUAUGCUGGAGAUAACUCCACAGCGGGGAGACGUGUACACCUGCCACGUGGAACACCCCAGCCUUGAGAGCCCCAUCACAGUAGAGUGGAGGGCAAAUUCUGACUCUGCCCGAAACAAGAUGCUGACCGGAGUGGUUGGCCUGGUGCUGGGACUCAUCUUCCUGACUGUGGGCAUCAUCAAGUACAUGAGGAGCAAGCUGGCUCAGCCAAGAUCUCCAGAAUCUAGAUGAGGAGGUUACACUUCCCAUAGUCUCCACCAGCUCCCAACAGUCCGUGACUAAAAAUCCAUCAACAGAGACUAGAGAGAUGGCACAUUAGUUAUGUAUGCACUUGCUAACAUUCCAGAGGUCCCGGGUCAGUUCCCAGCAUCCAUGUCUGACAUCUUCCAGCUGCCUCUAACUCCAGCUCCAAGGGAUCUGAAGCAGUCUUCUGUCCUCCG